GAACGAGGGGGCGGAGCUUUCUCCCAGACAGGCGGAAGCUAGCGAUGUUUCGGUUUUGUUGUUACCGGAUUCGAGUUACAAAAACAAACAGUACCGUGUAAAGUUGAGCUUUUGGGUUAGAUGCGGCCCUGUUAGCGCAAACCAACUGCGUUUGAACGGAGAGCAGGGGAGCAGCCGGAACAGUCAGAGUCAUGUCUGCUAAAAUACAACAACAAGCCAGGGGUAAAGACAGCGGCGAACUGAUCAAAAACCACCACAAGCAGGCGUUUGAGUUUAUAUCGAAGGCACUGAGGAUCGACGAAGACGACACAGGAGAGAAGGGAGAUGCUGUGCCGUGGUACAAGAAGGGGAUUGCUGAGCUAGAAAGGGGCAUUGCUGUGGAGAUAACUGUCCAAGGAGAACAGUAUGAUCGAGCUAAGAGACUACAGGAUAAAAUGGUAGCCAAUCUUACCAUGGCUAGAGACAGGCUGGCUUUGUUGGAGAAGACGUUGGCUUCUAAAAAGAAGAGCAGUCCACCUCCAGCCACUGGUUUGUCUCAAACUAAACCCAAAAGCAGCACUUCAUCAGCAGGAGGAUCCACAAACUUCAAGCCCUCUUCUGUCGCUAGACCCCAAUCCAGAACCACUGACUCAAAGGAUGUUUCCCGAACAGGAAGAACUCAGAACGGAAGACCCACUGUGAAACAGCAGCCAAAGAGGGACAUGAAGAACUUCAAGAACGUGGACAGCAAACUGGCCAAUUUGAUCAUGAAUGAAAUAGUGGAUCGGGGCUCGUCGGUUUGUUUCGAUGACAUCGCAGGUCAGGCUCGGGCUAAACAAGCUCUCCAGGAAAUUGUCAUCCUUCCCGCCUUGAGGCCAGAGCUGUUUACUGGCCUGAGAGCGCCCGCCCGGGGUCUGCUUUUGUUUGGCCCACCGGGGAAUGGGAAAACCAUGCUGGCCAAAGCGGUCGCUGCAGAGUCGAACGCCACAUUCUUCAAUAUAAGUGCCGCCAGUUUAACAUCGAAAUAUGUGGGAGAAGGAGAGAAGCUUGUACGAGCGCUUUUUGCAGUUGCCAGAGAACUACAGCCUUCUGUCAUAUUUAUCGAUGAAGUAGACAGCUUGCUCUGUGAGAGGAGGGAAGGGGAGCACGACGCCUCCCGCCGCUUAAAAACCGAGUUCCUGAUCGAGUUUGAUGGGGUUCAGUCCGGGGGGGACGACAGGGUUCUGGUGAUGGGAGCAACCAACAGGCCGCAGGAGCUGGACGAAGCAAUUUUAAGGCGUUUUGCAAAAAGGAUUUAUGUGUCUUUACCAGAUGAAAAGACGAGAUUCACGCUGCUCAAAAACCUUCUGGGGAAACACGGGAAUCCGUUGGGAACCAACGACAUCACUUACCUUUCAAAAGUGACGGCGGGAUUUUCAGGAAGCGACCUGACAUCGUUGGCGAAGGACGCGGCGCUCGGCCCCAUCAGAGAAUUGGGCCCAGACCAAGUACGAAACAUGUCUGCUAGCGAGGUGAGAAACAUUCAGAAGAAAGACUUUGAAGAUUCUCUGAAGAGAAUCAAGCCCACCGUUAGCCCUGCCACUCUGGACAUGUACGCCAAAUGGAAUAAAGAGUUCGGCGAUACGUCAUCUUUGUGAGCCGGAGACGACGCAGCAUGAAUAUUUCUGGGAGAAAUAUUCUUCUUAGGCCGUGUGAAUAAUGUGAAAACAGCACUAUAAAAAUAAUUUCCCCCUUCCUAUGGAAAGAUUUUUUUCUAGUUCUCCUAUUCUUUUUUUUUUUGCCUGACUUCUCUUUUGUUCUGUGAAAAACGAUUGUUCAUCCUGUCAUUCCUGCUUUUCCCAAAAGAGGGAAGCACGUUUCUGUAGGUCCCUGCCUUUCUGUAGCUAAGGGCACAUUGAUGGGAAUGUUCAACAAGUGCUUUCUAAAACUGGGGCUGGCUAAAAAGUGAUAAUUGGGAGAAUUGUUUCCAAAGUUUGUGUGUUUGUUUUUAAUUUAUUUUUCCUAAUGAGUGAGGAAAAGGUUUUCAUUUGCAAAAGUAGAUCUAGGUGCCCAGAACAGACACUUGAAUGCAUUUCUAUUGAAAGUUUGGAGUUUUAUUUUCCUUUUUAGAGUUGACGACUUUUCAUGAAACCAAUAAAGGUUCUGAGGGCGUCAUUGUUCAUCA
This is a messenger RNA of Oryzias latipes (Japanese medaka), 2143 nucleotides long. It is a transcript of the gene spast, whose product is annotated as spastin. NCBI's taxonomy places the organism in Eukaryota, Metazoa, Chordata, Actinopteri, Beloniformes, Adrianichthyidae. The record is from RefSeq and is a predicted model, not a curated record. Gene Ontology annotation, molecular function: ATP hydrolysis activity; ATP binding. Gene Ontology annotation, cellular component: microtubule cytoskeleton.